ACACACACACACUAUCUUGCCAAAGUUAUUGGGACACCCCUCCAAAUCAUUGGAGUCACGUGUUUCAAUCAUCUCCAUGGCCACAGGUGUAUAAAAUCAAGCACCUAGGCAUGCAGACUGCUUCCACAAACAUUUGUGAAUGAAUGGGUCGCUCUCAGGAGCUCAGUGAAUUCAAGGGUGGUACUGUGAUAGGUUGCCACCUGUGCAAUAAGUCUAUCCAUGAAAUUUCCUUGCUACUAAAUAUUCCACAGUCAACUGUUAGUGGUAUUAUAACAAAGUGGAAGCAACUGGGAACAACAGCAAGUGGUAAUCCACGUAAAAUGACAGAGCGGGGUCAGCGCUUUCUGCAUUGCACAGUGCGCAGAAGACACCAACUGUCUGCAGAGUCAAUAGCUAAAGACCUCCAGACUUCAUGAGGCCUUCAGAUCAGCACAACAACAGUGGAUAGAGAGCUUCAUGGAAUGGGUUUCCAGAGCCAAGCAGGUGCAUCCAAGCCUUACAUAACCAAGUGCAAUGCAAAGCUUCGGAUGCAGUGGUGUAAAGCACGCCACCACU
Molecule: messenger RNA, 555 nt
Organism: Staurois parvus
Lineage: Eukaryota; Metazoa; Chordata; Amphibia; Anura; Ranidae
Source: the annotation of a GenBank genome assembly